This is a messenger RNA of Eriocheir sinensis (Chinese mitten crab), 3159 nucleotides long. Its product is annotated as protocadherin Fat 1-like. NCBI's taxonomy places the organism in Eukaryota, Metazoa, Arthropoda, Malacostraca, Decapoda, Varunidae. The record is from RefSeq and is a predicted model, not a curated record. The transcript has 14 exons. Gene Ontology annotation, cellular component: plasma membrane; catenin complex. The coding region runs from base 1 to 3159 and encodes 1052 amino acids. Gene Ontology annotation, molecular function: cadherin binding; calcium ion binding. Gene Ontology annotation, biological process: homophilic cell-cell adhesion.
AUGGUGACGCGCCCCCUAACCCUCCCCCAGGCCGGGGUGUCCCGCAGCACGUGGCCAGUCUUCAUCACGGUGAGGGAGGUGAAGGCUGCCCCAAUGGCCUUCCCCAAGACCCACUACUCAGCCGUCCUCUACCUGCCAACCUACCCUGGUGUGAGGGUGUUCUGCCUGGGCCGGGAGGAGCAGCCACGCCACCACGUGGAUGUGAAUGAUAUCACCGAUAUUUCAUAUUCCAUCGCUGCCGGUGACGACAGAGAAAACUUUGUGUUUGACAACGUGAGCAAGUGUGUCAAGGUCCAGGACCAGUACAGCCUCAAGCCUCAGUACAACCUCACCCUCCAGGCCAGCGACGGGGCCGCCUCGUCCACGGCAACAGCAGAGAUUAUAAUUGAUGAAGCGCCGCUGUCUACUCUGGUCUUCACUCAGGACCAGUACUGGGCCAACGUCAUUGAGAACUCCACUAAGGAGAUGAAUGUUGCUGCCCUGGGAGUGAAGGGUCAGCCGCUCAACCAUCACGUCCGCUACUCAAUUCUCAACUCAAACAUUAAAUUUGAAAUCCACCCGACCGCUGGCGUCAUCAAGACCACCGGCAAGUCCUUUGACCGGGAGGCAGAGGACCACUACACGCUGGUGGUGGAGGCGCAGGACAUUGAGGGCACAGCAAACGUGGCCCAUGUGCUGGUCCACGUGGCGGUGAUGGACGUGAAUGACAACGAGCCGGUGUUCCUCAACCAGCCCUUCCACGCCCUGGUGUCCACCGUGUCUCCGCGCAGCCACGUGGUCACUAAGGUGCAGGCAAUAGACGCUGACUCUGGGGAGUUCGGAAGUGUCCGCUACGAGCUGGUGCGAGGCAGCGGUGAGCUCUUCGCCGUGAAUAAGAAGACGGGUGAAAUUUCCCUGAAGCAGACCCUGAUGGCGGCCGACAAGACCUACAGCCUCACCGUUGCUGCCUACGACGGGGGAAAGCCUCCCCUCAGCUCACAGGCCCAUGUCCUCAUAAGGGUGGUGUCUUCUGAAGGGCCAAUGUUCACCGCCGCACGGUACGAGGCAGCCGUGCCAGAGAACGCCGCCAAGGGCACGCCCGUUGUAAGGGUGGAGGCCGCUAGCCCUUCCGGGGAGCCCAUCAUGUACACCAUUGUGGCCGGCAACACUGAGGAGCUGUUCGGCCUCGACUAUUCCACAGGCGUCGUCCAGACCACUGCCCUGCUGGACUACGAGGCCUCCGCCAGCCACAACCUGACGGUGCGGGCGCGGGACCCCUUCACCGGGGGCCACACGGACACCCACGUCACAGUCGCAGUCACGGACGUCAAUGACAACCCGCCGGAGUUCAGCCGUUCCGUCUUCAAGGGAGACGUGUCGGAGGCUGCAUCACCAGGCCACGUGGUGCUGCAGGUCUCGGCAAGUGACGUGGACACGGGGCCGGGCGGUUCAGUGCGCUACUCGUGUGUCAUGGAGUGUGGCAGCUUUGAGGUGCGUGCCCUGGACGGUGCCGUCACACUCACCAAGGAGCUGGAUGCAGAGACUGAGGCUCAACACGUGCUGACUGUGCUGGCCACGGACUCAGGCAUACCCCAGCUCUCCUCCACCGCCACAGUGGUUAUUGACGUUGUGGACUUCAACGACAACCCUCCAGCAUGGCGCCAGGACAGCUACUCCUGCCUCGUGUCGGCCGAGGCCCAGCCCGGCCAUGUGGUCACCUCGGUGUCUGCCACUGACCCAGACGCUGGUCAGGUCACGCCGCUCAGUUAUGCCAUUCACUCGGGAGACCGAGACGCCAUCUUCAAAAUGGAUCAGCUGACUGGUGUGUUGACGGUGACGGCCCCACACAAGCUCAAGGACGUGGCCUCCCUCACCCUGAACCUGUCUGUGAGUGACGGGGUGCACGCGGCCUUCACCGGCCUGCACGUCUCGGGGCUGGCCUCCAACCACCACGCGCCGAGGUUUAAUCGCACUCUAUAUGAAGCUUACGUGGAGGAAAAUUCAUCUCCUGGCCAGCUAGUCAUCAACCUGGUGGCCACGGACCUUGAUGCCUGGGACCUGGGCAAGCUGCAGUACACCAUCCUGCACCAGACUUCAGAGGGAGCCUUCACCGUGGACAAAGAAGGCAACCUAUACACUGAGACACCUCUGGAUCGCGAGUCCCUGCCUGUGCACAGCCUCAAGGUGUCUGUGAUGGACGAGGGGGGCCGGGCCAGCUUCACGGCGGUGCGUGUGACGGUCCGCGACAAGAACGACAACCCACCAGUCUUCACGUUGCCGGAGUAUCAGGCGAACAUCAACACUGACUUGGCUCCCAGGACAACCAUUCUCAAGGUCGAGGCCAGUGACGCAGAUGAAGGGGCAAACAGUGAAGUGAGAUACCGCAUGUAUGAAGCCAACAGUUCUGAGGCGCUGGAGCUCUUCUCGGUCAACCCCACCACCGGCGAGGUCACCGUGGCACAGACCAUCCACAGCCGAGAAAAUGAGGUGUACCAGUUUUUCAUCCGUGGCGAGGACAGCGGCUCCCCCCAGCACCACUCCGACGUGCCCGUCACCAUCUUCCUGCUGCCCCCUCAUGAGAACCCCCCGCACUGCGCCAGGAAGUAUGCACAGUUCUUCAUCAGGGAGGACGCCCCCAUCGGCAAUGUGAUCACGUCCCUGUGGAUGGCGGGGCCACAGUCAGUGCAGUACCUGAUCAUGGUGGACGAGGGCAUGAAGGCAGCCAGUGAGGAGAGGGAGUCUGGGGAGAGUUCAGGGCCCUUCACCGUGACCUCCACUGGCCUGGUGGUGGUGCACAGGGCCCUGGACCAUGAGCGGCGACGCACACAUCGCAUCAGCGUCACCAACCGUACACUGACCACGCCGCCCACGGUGGACUACAUGACCAUCUCUGUGGUGGUGAUGGACGUGAAUGACUGCCCUCCACGCUUCUCUGAGUCCGGCUACACAGCCCUGGUGGCCGAGAACAGCGAGGUGGGCGCCACCGUCACCAUCCUCACGGCCACUGAUGACGAUGAAGGAAACCAUGGCCAGGUAAAUGUUGCCUGUGUCUCCAUGUUAUUUUCAGUCCAUGAAAACAUUCCCCAGAAUAAAUUAUUAAAUGUCUGCUCUGCUCUCUGCUCUUCCCUCCUCAGAUCCAGUACAGCCUCGGCCACAUUGAUCCACACACCGGGACGCUGA